Molecule: messenger RNA, 3071 nt
Organism: Chrysochloris asiatica (Cape golden mole)
Lineage: Eukaryota; Metazoa; Chordata; Mammalia; Afrosoricida; Chrysochloridae
Gene: EPHA2
Product: EPH receptor A2
Exons: 17
Coding region: 111-3071 (986 amino acids)
Biological process (GO): cell surface receptor protein tyrosine kinase signaling pathway; protein phosphorylation; axon guidance
Cellular component (GO): plasma membrane; neuron projection
Molecular function (GO): protein binding; transmembrane-ephrin receptor activity; ATP binding
Source: RefSeq, a predicted model, not a curated record
GGUUCUCACCCAACUUCCAUUAAGCACUUGGGGCAGGAGGGGUGUAAGUUGUGCGCGGUUGGCUAGAGGGAAUCAGUCACCAAGGCCGGCAGCUGGAGUGCGGGAGACGGAUGCGGAGGAUGGGCGGAGAGCGCGCGGGGCACGGCAUGGAGCUCCAGGCGGCCCGCGCCUGCCUUGUCCUGCUGUGUGGCUGCGCGCUGGCGGUGGCGGAGGCGCAGGGCAAGGAAGUUGUACUGUUGGACUUUGCUGCAGCUAAAGGAGAACUCGGCUGGCUCACACAGCCAUAUGGCAAAGGGUGGGACCUGAUGCAGAACAUCAUGGAUGACGUGCCCAUCUACAUGUAUGCCGUGUGCAAUGUGGUGGCAGGCGACCAGGACAAUUGGCUCCGUACUAACUGGGUGUACCGGGGUGAGGCCGAGCGCAUCUUCAUCGAGCUCAAGUUCACUGUUCGAGACUGCAACAGCUUCCCCGGGGGUGCCAGCUCCUGCAAGGAGACCUUCAACCUCUACUAUGCAGAGUCUGACGUGGACUAUGGCACCAAUUUCCAAAAGCGUCAUUUCACCAAGAUCGACACCAUUGCACCUGACGAGAUUACCGUCACCAGUGAUUUUCAGGCCCGCUAUGUGAAGCUGAACGUGGAGGAACGCUCUGUGGGGCCACUCAGCCGCAAGGGCUUCUACUUGGCCUUCCAGGACAUCGGUGCCUGUGUGGCAUUGCUCUCUGUCCGCGUUUACUACAAGAAGUGCCCCGAGCUGCUGCGGAACCUGGCCCGCUUCCCUGAGACCAUUGCCGGCUCUGAUGCUCCCUCCUUGGCCACUGUGGCUGGUACCUGUGUAAAUCACGCUGUGGUACCACCCGGGGUAGAGGAUCCCCUCAUGCACUGUGCGGUGGAUGGUGAAUGGCUGGUGCCCAUUGGGCAGUGUCUGUGCCAGGAGGGCUACGAGAAGGUGGAGGAUGCCUGCCAGGCUUGCUCACCUGGAUUCUUCAAGCCCGAGGCAUCUGAGAGUGCCUGCCUGGAGUGCCCAGCACACACACUGCCCUCCCCUGAGGGUGCCACCUCCUGUGAAUGUGAGGAAGGCUACUUCCGGGCGUCUGAGGACUCUCUAGCCACUCCCUGCACACGCCCGCCAUCCGCCCCACACUACCUUACAGCUGUGGGCAUGGGUGCCAGAGUGGAGCUGCGCUGGACGCCUCCCCAGGACAAUGGGGGUCGUGAGGAUAUCAGCUACACUGUCACCUGUGAACAGUGCUGGCCCGAGUCCGGCGAGUGUGGACCCUGUGAGGACAAUGUGCGUUACUCAGACCGGCCAUACGAGUUAACCCACACCAGCCUGAUGGUCAGUGAUCUGGAGCCUCACAUGAAUUACACCUUCACCGUGGAGGCGCGAAACGGUGUCUCCAGCCUGGUGGCCAGCCGCAGCUUCCGCACCGCCAGUGUCAGCAUCAACCAGACAGAGCCCCCUAAGGUGAAGCUGGAGAACCGAAGCACCACCUCGCUGACAGUCUCCUGGAGUAUCCCCCUGCGGCAACAGAGCCGUGUGUGGAAGUAUGAGGUCACCUACCGCAAGAAGGGGGACUCCAACAGCUAUAACGUGCGCCGCACCGAAGGCUUCUCUGUGAUCCUGGAUGACCUGCUUCCUGAUACCACCUACCUGGUCCAGGUGCAGGCAUUAACACAGGAGGGCCAGGGUGCUGGCAGCAAGAUGCACGAAUUCCAGACCCUGUCCACGGAAGGAUCUGGCAACAUGGCGGCGAUUGGUGGCGUGACCGUUGGUGUUGUCUUGCUUUUGGUGCUGGCUGGAAUUGGCUUCUUCAUCCACCGCAGGAGGAAGAGCCUGCGUGCCCGCCAAUCCUCGGAGGAUGUGUACUUCUCCAAGUCAGAACAACUGAAGCCCCUGAAGACAUACGUGGACCCCCACACAUAUGAGGACCCCAACCAGGCUGUGCUCAAGUUCACCACCGAGAUCCAUCCGUCCUGUGUCACACGGCAGAAAGUGAUUGGAGCAGGAGAGUUUGGGGAGGUGUACAAAGGGACCCUGAAGGCAUCAGGGAAGAGGGAGGUGCCUGUGGCCAUCAAGACGCUGAAAGCUGGCUACACCGAGAAGCAGCGUGUGGACUUCCUCAGUGAGGCCAGCAUUAUGGGCCAGUUCAGCCAUCACAACAUCAUCCGCCUGGAGGGCGUCGUCUCCAAGUACAAGCCCAUGAUGAUCAUCACUGAGUUCAUGGAGAAUGGAGCCCUAGAUAAGUUCCUUCGGGAGAAGGACGGUGAGUUCUGCGUGCUCCAGCUGGUGGGCAUGCUGCGGGGCAUUGCGGCCGGCAUGAAGUACCUGGCUAACAUGAACUACGUGCACCGGGACCUGGCUGCCCGCAACAUCCUCGUCAACAGUAACCUGGUCUGCAAGGUGUCUGACUUUGGCCUGUCCCGUGUGCUGGAGGAUGACCCUGAGGCCACCUACACCACUAGUGGUGGCAAGAUUCCAAUCCGAUGGACAGCUCCAGAGGCUAUUUCCUACCGCAAGUUCACAUCAGCCAGCGAUGUGUGGAGUUACGGCAUUGUCAUGUGGGAGGUGAUGACUUAUGGCGAGCGGCCAUACUGGGAGCUGUCCAACCACGAGGUGAUGAAGGCCAUCAACGAGGGCUUCCGGCUGCCCACACCUAUGGACUGCCCUUCUGCCAUCUACCAGCUCAUGAUGCAGUGCUGGCAGCAGGAACGUGCCCGCCGUCCCAAGUUUGCCGACAUCGUCAGCAUCCUCGACAAGCUCAUCCGAGCUCCCGACUCCCUCAAGACGCUGGCUGACUUCGACCCCCGGGUGUCCAUCCGGCUGCCCAGCACUAGCGGCUCCGAGGGAGUGCCCUUCCGCACUGUGUCUGAGUGGCUCGAGUCCAUUAAGAUGCAACAGUACACAGAACACUUCAUGUCAGCCGGCUACACUGCCAUUGAGAAGGUUGUGCAGAUGACCAACGACGACAUCAAGAGCAUUGGGGUGCGGCUGCCUGGCCACCAAAAGCGCAUUGCCUAUAGCCUGCUGGGUCUUAAGGACCAGGUGAACACAGUGGGGAUCCCCAUCUGA